Molecule: messenger RNA, 1339 nt
Organism: Neocloeon triangulifer
Lineage: Eukaryota; Metazoa; Arthropoda; Insecta; Ephemeroptera; Baetidae
Gene: Ass
Product: argininosuccinate synthase
Exons: 7
Coding region: 59-1294 (411 amino acids)
Biological process (GO): L-arginine biosynthetic process; urea cycle
Cellular component (GO): cytoplasm
Molecular function (GO): ATP binding; argininosuccinate synthase activity
Source: RefSeq, a predicted model, not a curated record
UGUUAUCUCACUCUGGUCCCCAGCAGUUGCCGAAGGGAGCACCGCCAAUUACUCCGGAAUGGCUGGAAAGCAUGUAAUUUUGGCGUACAGCGGCGGGCUGGACACUUCUUGUAUUUUGGCGUGGCUGGUGGAGAAAGGGUUCCAGGUGACGGCUUACUUGGCCGACAUUGGUCAAGAGGAAAACUACGAGGACGUUCGAAAAAACGCCACUUUACUCGGUGCUCGGGAAGUCAUAAUUGACGAUCUAAGGAGCGAGUUUGUGCGCGAAUUUGCGUGGCCUGGUGUUGCAUGUGGUUUGCAGUACGAGGGUCGUUAUCUGCUGGGCACCAGUCUCGCUCGGCCUGUGAUUUGCAAAGGUUUGGUUCGAGCCGCCUUAGAGAGGAAAAUUGGCUUUUUCGCCCACGGUGCCACCGGCAAGGGAAACGACCAGGUUCGUUUUGAGCUCGGAUGUGCAGCUUUGGCGCCUCACCUGAAGGCCAUUGUUCCUUGGAGAGAUGCCGAAUUCACUGGACGAUUUAAAGGACGGCAGGACUUACUUGCCUAUGCCAAGGCCAAAGGAUUUCCCGUCCCGGCCACCCCAGCCGCACCUUACAGCGUCGACAGCAACCUGCUUCACAUCAGUUACGAGUCUGGUGUGCUGGAAGACCCUUCGAUCCCUGCGCCAAAGGGCAUUUUUAAAAUGACUGUCAAUCCUGAAGAUGCACCCGACGACCCGGAAGACCUCGAGAUUUCAUUUGAAAAAGGGCUGCCAACGAGCGUCAAAGUGCUCCCCGACGGAGCAGAAGUGAGCAAAAGCCCUGUGGAGCUGUUCACCACUCUGAAUGUCGUGGCUGGGAAGCACGGAGUCGGGCGUAUUGACAUUGUGGAGAACCGCUUCAUUGGUCUCAAGUCUCGCGGAGUGUACGAAAGCCCCGGAAUGACUGCCUUAUUUUUGGCCCAUCUUGAUCUUGAAACUUUUUGCUUGGACCGUGAAGUUCUGAAGGCCAUGCGAGGCUUGAAAGACUCAAUGACGGACUACGUGUACAAUGGUUUCUGGUUCAGCCCUGAGUGUGAAUACGUGCGCGACUGUUUACUGAGGGGCCAGGCCGACGUGAACGGCAAAGUCAAACUGCGUCUCUAUAAGGGAUCCGUGUCCGUUUUAAGCCGCGCGCCUAGCAGCACAGGAUCACUUUACAACCAGGCUUUGGUUUCCAUGGACGAAGAAGGAGGCUUCACCCCAUCUGAUUCGACUGGAUUUAUCAAUUGCCACGCUCUCCGUCUGCGUGAAUAUUCCCGGUACAAAAAUUCCAAUUAAGAAAAAUUCUUUAGAAUAAAAUAAAAGACAGUGAGUUUAGUAUGA